GUUAAACCUCAUCGGAGAAUAAUUGUUUCUAGCGUAUUCCCAAACAGCUGAUCAGCUGCUCCAGUCUAUAUAUUUGAACUGUGAAGACUAAAGAAAUAACGACAUAUUUGAAAACUAAUAUGGAUUUCUUAAAAGCUGAAAUCGCGAGGAAGAGAAAACUAAUUGAAGACAAAGAUCUUAUUGAUGAUUCAAAGAAAUACUUCAAGCGGUCCGAUCUUGCCCGAAAAGAAGAAGAGGAGUAUUUCAAACGAUGUGGCUACAAGGUUCAGAAAGAGGCACCUGAGAGACAGCUGGAGAAGAAAGAGGAGAAGGCAGAUCCCUCCACCUCGUCCAAUACCACAUUAGAGCUGGAGCUGACUGAGGAGAAGCUGCCAAUGUCGCUCUCCCGGCAGGAGGUGAUCCGGCGACUGAGGGAGCGAGGGGAACCGGUGCGUCUGUUUGCAGAGUCAGACUAUGAGGCCUUCCAGAGGCUCAGGAAGAUCGAGAUUCUCGCCCCGGAAGUCAACAAGGGUUUGAGGAACGACCUGAAAGCAGCCAUGGAUAAGAUUGACGCACAGUACCUGAAUGAGAUCGUAGGGGGCACUGGGGAGCCGGGGGAGGUGGACACACAAUUCGACCUAAGAGUACACGAGGCAGACACCACCAUCGAGGAGCUGGAGGCUCUGGGUAAAUCUCUUGGAAAGGGAGAUGACAAUGGGGACCAGGAUGUCAUCGACAAAGUCCUUAGGUUCCUGCUGGGAGUCUGGGCGAAGGACCUGAACGGUCGAGAGGACCACGUGAAGCGCAGCGUCCAGGGCAAGCUGGCCAGUGCCACCCAGAAACAGACUGAGUCCUACCUCAAACCGCUAUUCCGGAAGCUACGCAAGAAGAGUUUGCCUGCAGACAUCAAAGAAUCAAUCACAGACAUCAUUAAAUUCAUGCUGCAGAGAGAAUAUGUAAAGGCGAACGAUGCGUACCUGCAGAUGGCCAUUGGUAACGCCCCCUGGCCCAUCGGGGUGACCAUGGUGGGCAUCCAUGCCCGUACGGGGCGAGAGAAGAUCUUCUCCAAACAUGUGGCCCAUGUCCUCAACGACGAGACCCAGAGAAAAUACAUCCAGGGACUGAAAAGGUUGAUGACUAUCUGCCAGAAACACUUCUCCACAGACCCCUCAAAGUGUGUUGAGUACAACGCCCUGUAGUACACCUGACUGUCUACACCUGUGUGUUUGUUUAACACACCUGACCGUCUACACCUGUGGUUACCAAGCCUUGUCUUAGAGUCCUGGGGUGCGCAGGCUUUUGUUCCAACCCAGCACUACAACACCUAAUUCAACUGACUGGUCUUGAUUUGCAUUAAAUAUGUUGAAUCAGGUGUGCUAGUGUUAGGUUGAAAGGAAUGCAUGCCUGUAUACCUUGUAGUCUUACAGGAUCAUGGUUGGUUACACGUCUGUGGAAGUUACUACAGCUGAGGAAGUCUCUGUACUUCUGUCUACAUAACUGUCAAUGGAGAUCCAGCUGUUCAUUUAUAUUUUGAGGCUCGCUUUUUGCCACUUGUAUGGUUGACUGUUUUGUGUUGCUUUUUUUAGGGUGUACAAGUUAGUAUUUUCCUUGUUACUCAAAUGAACCAACAUGUUGUGUAAAUAUCCCUUCUAAGAUUAGUCAUUCUCCACAGUGUGCUAGUUUUAUAAUAUCUUUGUAAGAAUGGCCAUGUGUAAGUUUUAUUAUGCAAAUCUUUGGAAAACGAAAAAAAAAAAUGCUUAAAUUGAAGAAUGUGAAAACAGGAGUUGAAACCUGUCAAAGUAAACUGUUCUUAUUAAUGCAAUAAAUACAUCUAAAUUCA
Molecule: messenger RNA, 1819 nt
Organism: Coregonus clupeaformis (lake whitefish)
Lineage: Eukaryota; Metazoa; Chordata; Actinopteri; Salmoniformes; Salmonidae
Gene: prpf18
Product: PRP18 pre-mRNA processing factor 18 homolog (yeast)
Exons: 11
Coding region: 120-1178 (352 amino acids)
Biological process (GO): generation of catalytic spliceosome for second transesterification step; RNA splicing
Cellular component (GO): U4/U6 x U5 tri-snRNP complex; U5 snRNP; U2-type post-spliceosomal complex
Source: RefSeq, a predicted model, not a curated record